This is a messenger RNA of Podarcis raffonei (Aeolian wall lizard), 2567 nucleotides long. RefSeq names its product low density lipoprotein receptor class A domain containing 4 (gene LDLRAD4). Lineage: Eukaryota; Metazoa; Chordata; Lepidosauria; Squamata; Lacertidae. The record is from RefSeq and is a predicted model, not a curated record. The coding region runs from base 659 to 1477 and encodes 272 amino acids. The transcript is spliced from 4 exons. Gene Ontology annotation, biological process: negative regulation of transforming growth factor beta receptor signaling pathway. Gene Ontology annotation, molecular function: R-SMAD binding. Gene Ontology annotation, cellular component: Golgi membrane; early endosome membrane.
CGGCGUCUUCCUUGGCUUUCUCCCCACCCUUCGCCCUCAUUCUCCCUUUCUUCCUCCUUAGGCUUUUUAAUUAGGCCAUAUUAAUUUUUUUUCAUGUGCAAUAUGGAGCUCCAUAUAUAUAUGGAAUUAGGACAUCUAAUCGGGAUUAAUAGAUCGACGUUUUCUUUUUCUAUGAUUUUCCUUCCUUUUUAAACUUUUUUUAAAAUAAAACAAAAACCUAUAGAAAUCCCCGAGCGCGCUGCGCCAUGCGCCUUUACGCAGGGUCGCCCCCUUCGGUGUUUUUCCCUGCGGGUGCUUCUGUGCCCCAGCCGGUGGCGUGGAGCGAGGCCCGGAGGAGCCUCUCCAGGGGCUUCGCCUCGGGCCGGGCAGCAUGAGAGGCCUCGGAGAAGAGUCCUCCGCUCCGCGGCGCUCGUGCGCUCUUCUGCGGGCCCUUGUCGGGCGGCGCGCGCCUCCGCUCGCGGUCUGAGCCGCCCCGACGGAGUUGUGUCUAGGAGCGCCGGCCGCUUUCGCCUGCCUGCCGAGGGAGAGACGCGGCCAGCCCAACCCCCCACCCACCCGCCUGGGCGACCGGGAGACUCGCGACGACGCUGCCUGGCUGCUGCAGGGAGCCCAAGGCGAUGCCCGACGCGCUCCUUUCCCAGCGGAGGAGGACACGAUUAUGUCCACUGACCAGUUUAACAGUACAACACUGAAGGAUGCUCAGUUGAAAGACCUGGUUGUGGAAGGAGCUGAACUAGAGUUUGUUCAGAUCAUCAUCAUAAUCGUGGUUAUAACUGUUAUGAUAGUGGUGAUCAUCUGCUUGUUGAACCAUUAUAAAGUGUCAACACGGUCAUUCAUCAGUCGGCAGAGCCAAAGCAGGAGGCAAGAAGAAUCUUUACAACCGGAGGGGUGUUUGUGGCCUUCUGACAGCUCUUCACGUCGGGGAGCUUCCGAGAUCAUGUAUGCCCCACGGUCCAGAGACAGGUUUACUGCUCCAUCCUUUAUGCAGAGGGAACAUUUCAGCCGCUUCCAGCCAACCUACCCGUACAUGCAGCACGAGAUUGACCUCCCUCCUACGAUCUCCCUCUCCGAUGGUGAAGAGCCGCCCCCAUACCAAGGGCCAUGCACUCUGCAGCUUCGGGACCCAGAACAACAGAUGGAACUCAACAGAGAAUCUGUGAGGGCACCACCCAACAGAACUAUAUUUGACAGCGACUUGAUAGACAUUUCAAUGUACAAUGGGGGCCCGUGCCCACCAAGCAGCAAUUCGGGCAUAAGUGCAACCAAUUAUAGCAGUAAUGGAAGGAUGGAAGGACCACCCCCGACUUACAGUGAGGUCAUGGGGCAUUACCCAGGUUCCUCUUUUUUCCAUCACCAGCAAAGCAACGCACCUCCUUCGUCGCAUAGGGGGAGCAGACUUCAGUUUCAACAGAACAAUUCGGAGAGCACAAUAGUCCCAAUUAAAGGCAAAGACAGGAAACCAGGAAACCUUGUCUAGUUUCCUUUUCCAUAUGCACUUGAAGAGAGAUGGAAGAAUCAAGCAGGAGCAUGAUAGAGGUUUCUAUGCCCCUGUGCACAAUAUUGUUUUAAGUUUCAUGUGAUGCGGUUUCGUAAAACCAAACGUGCAAAGCUGUUGUUUCUGAUUCCUUUCAGGGGAAUUGCAUGAAAAGUGGUUUGAAACAACUACAACCUUCCAUUCAGUUUGGCCAUGAGCAGUGUUCUACUUUUCUUUUCUUUUUGGGGGUGGGUGGGGGAAUAUAUUAUUAUUAUUUUAAAUAAACUAUUUGAAUUUAUUUAAUUAUAAGAGGUAACUUAGCACAGAAAUAUGGCUUACACAGCCAGUUUUAUAUUGAGUGAAUGGCUAAAAGAAGAGGACAAGAAAGGGUUACUAGUUAAAUGGGGGCAAAAUUGGCCAGUUUGCUAUCCUUACCCCGCCCUCCCAGAAGUGUGAAUUUUUUAUCUGACUCAGCAUUUCUGUUUUGUGUGCCAAGGUAUAAAGUUAGGGAAAAAACUAGAUGAAUACGAGGAGUUAAUUUGUGUUGUGAUACAAGUGUAUUAAAUUUGCACUAUAUGAGAACUGUUUUACAUGAAGUUCUUCUAUAUGUUGUCUUUUCACCUGUGGAAUAAUGAUUAGCCCCUAGGAACCCUCUUCAGAAAUUUGUCUAGGCUUCUGUUGAUUAAUCAUUGAAAGGGGACUUUGAUUUAAUCAGAUCUUUUACCAUUUUCCAUAAAUGAAUAAACAGCAAAAGACAUCUUAACAUGUUACCUUUUGCAAUAAUUUUUGCAUUCAAACGGGACAUUGGCAAGUUGUCUUAGAAAUUUAUGAGUGGAAGAAAGCAAAUGUGAAAUUACAGACGUUUCCUUUAGGUGGUUUUUGCUAUAAGCCAUUUGUUUAACUAGAAGCAGAUAAAAAUGCCAGAUGCAUUUACCUUUUUGUGUGUGAUUAUUACUAAAUCUUAUUGCUUGUCCCCCUCUUAAAAAAAAAAUGCAGUGUCCUUGUUACUUAAAGCUUCUGCAGAUUUUUAUCUUCACUGGAGCCCAUAAUCAGUUGCAUAGCCUGACAUCCUACAAUAAAUGGUUUAAACAUA